Messenger RNA from Harmonia axyridis, 2671 nucleotides. RefSeq lists its product as uncharacterized. Bases 199 to 2349 code for a protein of 716 amino acids. Gene Ontology annotation, biological process: vesicle-mediated transport. NCBI's taxonomy places the organism in Eukaryota, Metazoa, Arthropoda, Insecta, Coleoptera, Coccinellidae. The transcript has a single exon. The record is from RefSeq and is a predicted model, not a curated record.
AUGUCAAAGGUUAUAUGUCGAAGGUUAUAUGUCAAAACAAAAGUCUCAAAACAAUGAGAUGAGGAAGAAGAUUUCAAAUUCCAAUUAUAAUACCCUAUAGUAAUAAGUAAUUGAUACUUCUACUGUAUUAUCUGUGUAAUAAUCUUCAUCUAUGAGAAUGCAGUGGAAAUUUUAAACUGUUUUUAAUUUAUAAUAGACAUGUCGAAGGAAACCACUAUUGUCUUUAUCUAUGAUACUAAAAAGCUUCAAAAUGAGGAAGAUGAUCCAGCCACAGCAAUUCUAUAUUUUCACCCUACUUGGGUUUCAGAUCACCAAAAAACCGUUUUAUGUGGGCAGCUAAUAGGAAUUAUACAUUGUAUCCGUAAAGUUUUUCAAGUUCCACAAGUAAUAUCGCUUGAAAGCGGAAAGUUUUAUGUUAAUAAUGUUGAUGGUAGAUACUUGUUGGCUGUAGGGACAGACAGAAACGUCCCUGAUUGGAUUUUAUUACACAGGAAUAAUUUAUUGACUUCACUGAUCGAAUUUUAUCAUAAAGACAUAGAAGAAAUGGCCAACAUUUAUGGAAACUCUGAUGCACUAUCUGCUAAAAUGUAUCACAUGUGUGAAACUUACUUGAAAAUCAUUUCUUUUGGAGGUAAUAUAUUUUCGAUAAUACCUUCAAUUAACCUUCCAAAAAGCGCAUCAAAUGUUUUCAUAGAAAGUUUGAAUAUAUUACACUAUUGUCAAACUUUCGAGUCUGUAUUAGGUGGGUUGAUCUUGCACCAUAAUAAGGUUGUGGCCACGCAACUAUCCCCAUUUCUGACUAAGAUGAUAGUUUUAACAGAUCCUUAUAGAAUAAAGAGCCCUGCCGAAACCAUUACAACAAAUUUUCAUUUACCCAUAGGAGUUCAGAUGCUAGAGAUAUACAUCUCAAAAUUUGAAUAUGAAGAAUUAGAUAAAAAUUCUUCAAAAUUGAGGCAGGUCUUUGAGAAUUAUGAAGAUAUCAUUAAGAAAGUUGGUAGGAGCUACAAUUCCUCUGAUUCUACAGAUACUAUAGUGCCAAAUUUGAAGAGAGACUGUUCGUUACUGUUUACCACGGUUCCUGAAGAAGACAAUGAAAUUUCGCCAAAUAAGAAUGUUGAAGCUACAAUUAUACGUCUGAAAAAGCCAUCUAGACCCAAAUUCUUGAAUUUAACCAAUAAAAUUUCAGAUAUUAAAGAAGUUACUCAAACAGGUACCAAAACACCUUAUACUCCAUUUACAGGCAAUCCUGGUAGUGUAAUUUCAACUCCAAUGACAGAUCUCAAGAAAGUUUUACAUAUAAACACAUAUUCUAUAUGUACAGACCCAGAGCCGCUGGAAGAAACAGAGGUAGAUAAGGAAAAUGAAGAAAAUGUAAGUAAUGAAAAUCGAGAGAUGUCGAAUAGUUUGAUAUUGGUCGAAGAACAAAUUCAAAAUAGUUCUAAGAUAAAAAGAUCUCAAAGUAUCUCAGUUCCAAUCAAUCAUUUGGAAGAGAUGAAAGGUGAUGAAUGCAGGGUUAUUAACUUAUGUGAAAGGGAAGAAGAGACAAAUAGUGAUGAAGUAAUACAUGAUCUUGAACAUGAAAAAUCUGAAAAAGUCACCAAAAGAAAGAGUUUAACCUUGCCUUUAAAAUCUUUGAGUUUAGACUCUGGAAGUGUACUAGAUAAUUCAGAUGCGACAAUGUCUGGCCUACUUACUCCCCUGAUGCAGAAAUUAAGCUCUCUAGCCUUUGAGAAAAAAAGCAGCGGCAUAUGCAGCUUUACCCCUACUCCUCUAGAGUAUAAGGAUAUUGUCCCUCUUUUUAAGAAACAGAAUAAUGAAAAAUCUAAAUCAAAAAGUGACCAAACUCCUGUCAAAUGUGUCCUUUUUAUCUGUGGACAACAAGAUACUGUUUUUGGAAUGUUGCUGAAGUCCAAUGCGAUUGACAAAGAAAACCUAGUGUUUUCUUUGUGGGAACUUUGCACAAGCAGACUUGGAGAUCUAGAGAAGCAACUGCACCAAUGUAUGGAACCAUAUUCUGGUAAUAUAGUACCCGAACAAGAACCUUACAGUUUUCUCUGCUUGGAUAGUCAGUGGGAUACCUUGAAAAGAGGAGGCCCUUGGGAAACUGGAGAAGUAAACUCCUUAUCCAAGAUACACAGAGAUUUCCAAGACAAUCAAAGCAUCACUGAAAUAUUGUGUAAGGGCAACGACAAUAUUUUGUAUGGUGUACGAACUGGAGAUUCUGAAAUUUUUUAUCACCAGUCCGAAUGUGCCAAUGGAGGGCUUCCUACCCCAUCAGAUUCCAUGGGGCAUGUGCCAAUGAGGGCAAAACGUAGUUUAGAAAGAGAUCACGCUAUAGUUUUGUUGUAAAAUUAGAUUGUAUCCAAAUUUAUAGUUUGUAAAAUCUAUGUACUUCUUGUUCAUAGAGGAGUUAUUUUCUAGAAAUAUUUUCACACUAUAGAGUGAAUUGAAUAUUUACCAAAGAAAAUUGUUUAACUGUUCAUUGUUAAAGUGUAUAUUGAGUGAAGUCUUAGUAGAUGUGUAUUAGACUGAUUUUUAAACAUUCCAUUUUAAUACUUUUUUAUGUAUAUUUGUUGACUUCUCAAAUGUUUUUAUAUAAUUUCAGAUGAAUUAUUCUUUUGAAUUUCCAUCAUAUUUUCAAGGUAAAAUAAAACAAAGUUUCAAAUCUUCA